Cynara cardunculus var. scolymus (artichoke) is the source of this 839-nucleotide messenger RNA. Its product is annotated as mitochondrial inner membrane protease subunit 2-like. The record is from RefSeq and is a predicted model, not a curated record. Bases 105 to 632 code for a protein of 175 amino acids. Gene Ontology annotation, molecular function: serine-type endopeptidase activity. The transcript has 5 exons. NCBI's taxonomy places the organism in Eukaryota, Viridiplantae, Streptophyta, Magnoliopsida, Asterales, Asteraceae. Gene Ontology annotation, biological process: mitochondrial respiratory chain complex assembly. Gene Ontology annotation, cellular component: mitochondrial inner membrane peptidase complex; membrane.
GGGAAAAAACUUAAAACUAGAACAAAAUCCCUCGCCGGUUGCUCCGCCGCGAACCAAAUGGAUACCGCCUCAUCGUGACCUUGAUUUGUCAGUUUGAUACAAAUAUGGGAACUCCAAGUUUUCUCUGGAAUGUCUGUAAAUCAUCCUUCGCAUGUGGGUUGAUAGGUCUCACCAUAUCAGAUCGUAUUGCUAGUAUUGUCCCUGUACAGGGUUUCUCUAUGUCACCGACUUUCAACCCUUACAAUAGCAGGCCUUUGGGAUUGUUUACUGUUAAUGGGUCAUCUGCAGAUGAUCAUGUCUUGGUGGAGAAACAUUGCCUGAAGGACUACAAGUUCUCACAUGGUGAUGUCGUAGUUUUCUGCUCUCCAAGUAGUUACAAGGAGAAACACAUAAAACGUAUAACUGCCAUGCCAGGUGAUUGGAUCAGUGUUCCAUACUCGUAUGAUGCUGUGAAGAUUCCUGAAGGACAUUGUUGGGUUGAAGGAGACAAUCCGACCAAUAGCUUGGACUCCAGAUCCUUUGGCCCGAUUCCAUUGGGGUUAAUUCGUGGAAGAGUUACACACAUUCUGUGGCCCCCUCAAAGAGUUGGGAAAAUCGAUAGAAAGCUUCCUGGAGGUGGACUUGGCUUCUAAGGUGAGUGAGUAUUCUGUCGCAUUUUGCUCAUUCUUUUUCUCUAUGACGACGUCUGAAUUCAUACAUGGAGGAUCAGGGUCUCGUUCUUUGCCUCGGUUGUUAGAUAAUGGAUUUAAAAUCAAUUUCAUGUUCGUAUUAUUAGCCCUUGAUUUUGAUUUGAUGCUUUCUAAAACCAAAUUGAAUUAAAAUAAAGCAUGUUUUGUUAA